AUGGGCACAGUCUUUGUGGCUUUGGUGUGCUUGGGUACAAAGAAGUGUAAUGUGAUCGAACUCGAAAUGGGGGAUGAGGAGAUAGAACUCGGUGAAUUGUCUCAGAAGAACUUGGAGGUGUGUGAGCUGGAAAUGGGGGAUGAGACAAAGGAGCUCGUUGAAUCGUGUCAAGAGAUAAAGAAAGGACUCCAGUGUAACAAUGCAGAGCACGAAAAUGUUGUUGGAGGUUGA
Penicillium hordei is the source of this 231-nucleotide messenger RNA. RefSeq lists its product as uncharacterized. The record is from RefSeq and is a predicted model, not a curated record. NCBI's taxonomy places the organism in Eukaryota, Fungi, Ascomycota, Eurotiomycetes, Eurotiales, Aspergillaceae. The transcript has 2 exons. Bases 1 to 231 code for a protein of 76 amino acids.